AACAUUCGUCGACAGGGUCUACAAACAUCUGUCAAUAGCAAUAAAUGCAGUGGUAACUUGACUGUGAAACGAUAUUAAAACUCAGAAACUGUCGAGUGAAGAAUGUGCUGCAUUAGAAAAUUGUGUCAUUCGUGCUGAUAGAAGCUAGAUUCAAAGUCAAUACACGGUGCAUCGAGAGCGAAAGUAAAAGCAACGCGCUCAGAUUUAGUUUCAUAAAAGUGACGGCAAAGAAAAACGUUACACAUAAGAAAAUAUCGUCGAGUUUUUCGAACUAAAAGUCAUUCCGUGUCUUUUCUUUGCUUCGUUCUGUGAUUCGGGACUUCAAAAACUAUGUCAUUAAAAAUAAAAAGAACGCGAAAUAGUACGCUUAAAUAGUCGAAAGAAUCUGUACCCGGUAAAUAUACUGAAGUGGAAGAGUGAGCGCAAACGGAAGCUGAAAUAACCUAGGAAAAAAAUGUCCUAGCGAAGGCAGGACCUCGCUUAGGUGUUCCCUUGUCCCUGUUCCAUACAUCCCAGUCCCCGGAUCCCUCCCGGAACCCUCCCGAGCCUAACCAAAUCCAAACUCCUUAAUCCUGAUCGCUGAUCGUAGCCCCACCCGCGGUAAGAAACCACACCCAACCGGAAACGAGGUCCGGACAACUUUCCAAGAACAAGAUAAUAGCUGCAGGUGAUGCUUUUGGCUCCCCAAAAUCAAGGCGACUCUUGAAUUAUUCUGGAAACGCGGUGCGGAUCAGGCACUGAACAGAGCGACUUACGUCGGUGCCGGGGGUUGACGAGGCGGCAGAGGUAGUGGUGGCGGAACAGCGGGGAUACUAUGGGAGCGGGGGAAUGGGGGUCGGAGGAGGGCCAAAAGCCACGGAACUCCGGCGACGGCUGUCCCAAAAAUCCUGCGACCGGCGAACACCUUCGCCUAAUCUGCUAGUAAAUGACGGCCGCAAAAACGACGAAUAUGCUCGAGGAUGCAGGGAGAAGGACAGCAGGACGGAAUUGCCGAAAAAUCCGAGUCUAUCUUCGGGCCAGCCGACGUGUCUAGGAUCAUGCAGACGUCGGUACAAGGAGCGACAGGAUGAGGACAACGUGAUCCCUGGAAAAGUGAGGCUGGGAGCAUCUGCCGAUUACCGUCAGCGGCGUCUGACAACCGAAGACCAACGAGAUGCCGAUGAUAAUAUCAAGAGACGCUGUCAGCUUCGGGGGAACUGGAGCUUUCGUUGGCUCUUCGAAAUGGUGGCACAAGCUCUGGUUCUCGGCGUCAUACUUUUCGUCACACCAGGCUUGUGCUACCAGGACGCGGUCCAUAUAACGGCGAUCCUGGGCGAGAGCGUGGUUUUCAACUGCCACGUGGAGUUCCCGGGUGAGCACCCAGUGCCCUACGUCCUCCAGUGGGAGAAGAAGGUAGGCGAAACGGUACGAUAUCGGCCACCACCCUCUGCUCUAUCCGGGCAGGAAAUACCGAUUUACAUAUGGUACGAGUCGUACCCAACCCACAGCGGCGAGGGAUACGAGGGUCGCGUCUCGAGGGUCGGUCCCAAUUCACCCUACGGAGUGGCCAGCCUCAACCUGACCAACAUUCGAGAGAGCGACCAGGGCUGGUACGAAUGCAAGGUCGUCUUCCUAAACCGCUCCCCGAACAGUCACAAGAACGGCACCUGGUUUCACCUCGACGUCCAUGCUCCUCCGCGAUUCAGCAUCACCCCCGAGGACGUAAUUUAUGUGAACCUUGGGGAUGCGAUAAUCCUGAAUUGUCAGGCCGAAGGCACUCCGACGCCGGAAAUCUUGUGGUACAAGGGUGAGGACACUGUUCAACCCUCGGGCACGAUCGGAAUCUUCAACGACGGCACGGAGCUCAGAAUCGCCACGAUACGCCACGACGACAUCGGCGAUUACACCUGCCUAGCCCGGAACGGCGAGGGCCAGAUCAGUCACACAGCGCGAGUGAUCAUCGCUGGUGGAGCGGUGAUCAUGAUGCCCCCAACGAACCAGACGAAACUCGAGGGUGAGAAGGUGGAGUUUUCCUGCGAGGCGAAGGCUCUUCCGGGCAACGUGACUGUCCGCUGGUUUCGCGAGGGUGCUCCGGUCAAGGAGGUUGCGGCUUUGGAGACGCGGUUCACCAUCAAGAUGGACGGUAGCCUCGUCGUGAAUCCCGUCAGCGCUGACGACUCCGGACAGUAUCUCUGCGAGGUGACGAACGGCAUCGGGGAACCUCAGAGUGCCAGCGCCUACCUCAACGUCGAAUAUCCAGCCAAGGUCACCUUCACCCCGACCAUCCAGUACCUCCCUUUCCGGCUGGCCGGCGUCGUCCAGUGUUUCAUCAAGUCUAACCCGCCUCUGCAGUACGUGACAUGGACGAAGGACAAGCGGCUUCUCGAGCCCUACCAGACCAAGGACAUCGUCAUCAUGAACAACGGUUCGUUGCUCUUCACGAGGGUCAGCGAGAACCACCAGGGCCGGUACACCUGCACCCCGUACAACGCCCAGGGUACGCAGGGCAGUUCAGGGCCGAUGGAGGUGCUGGUCAGGAAGCCACCGGCGUUCACCGUCGAGCCGGAGCCCAUCUACCAGCGGAAGGUCGGCGACACCGUCGAAAUGCACUGCGACGCCCAGGAGGCCGAGGGCACGCAAAACCCGACGAUCCAGUGGCAGCGAAAGGACGGUGCACCUCUGCAGCGGAACCGCGUUAAGGUCGUCGGCGGAAAUUUGACCAUCGAUAGCCUAAGGCGGUCGGACUUUGGCUUCUACCAGUGCGUAGCCUUCAACGAGGUCGCCACCAUCGUCGCCGGCACUCAGCUCGUCAUCGAGGGUAGCCAACCUCACGCUCCCUACAACGUCACCGGGAAGGCUACCGAAUUCUCCGUCACCCUUGAAUGGCUGCCGGGAAACUCCGGUGGACCGGACUACAAGCAGGACUACACUGUGUGGUACCGUGAAGCUGGGACUUCGGAUUGGGCGACGAUACCGGUCACGCCAUCAGGCAGCACGACGGUCACCAUCAACAGGCUGGUUCCGGCAAUGGUUUACGAAUUUCAAGUAGUAGGGAAAAAUGCCCUCGGCGAAGGAAUGCCCAGUAAAGUGAUUACGAUUCGAACACUGGACGUCCGACUACAGUCUGGGGGAACGUCUUCGGGUGGCCCAGCUGCUGCCCCCGAUCAAACUGGAAAUCCCCCCGUCCAUCCAUCAACCGCCCAUCCGAAAGGACCUAAACCGGGUCCGCCGAGAAAUUUGACGGUAACCGAAGUCAGCAACGGAUUUCUCAUCACAUGGCAACAACCUCUGGAGAGGAGCCACCUGGUACAGUCCUACACCAUAAAGUACAAAACUGACGCCCAGUGGAAAACGCUCAACAAAGGACGACAAAUUCGUCCCGAGGAAACCAGCUUCCUGGUAAAAAGUCUGGUCGGAGGACGGACGUACCACUUCCAAGUCUUCGCGAAUUCGGAAACAAACUACGGGGCCAGCGACCAAGUGAAGUUUCCGGUUCCAGCGAGGGUAAAGCACAAAGCGAUAACCGCCGGGGUGGUUGGCGGCAUCCUGUUCUUCAUCGUGGCGAUAAUCCUGAGCAUAUGCGCGGUGAAGAUAUGCAACAAACGGAAACGACGAAAACAGGAGAAAGAACUGCUUUCAGCGUAUAACAUGGUGGCCUGCCGAGUCACUGAUUCAAGGAACGGCGCAGGGCAGGGCCCCCAGGGAACAGUGCCUUUGAAAAAACCUGGAAAAGGCCGAGUACCAGGUCUAAAUCUGCUGCGGGAGAACCUGACGCCGGACACGCCGGACUCGUUGCGGGGCCGUCCGCUGGGUAAGAUAUCGAGGGCAGCCGACGGGCGUUUCGUCAUCGCAGACUCGGUGGGCGGAAGUUCGGGGAACAACAGCAUCCUGGACACAUCGAGCAGCGACGACGGCGGCUUCCUGCCGAAGACGAGCCGCCUGAACGCCUGCUGGCGGCGCCCCCUUGUGGGAACGAGUCAACUGAGCUUGCGCUCGGACGGCAGCGCCCUCUCGCUGGGCCCGGGACACCCGACGGUCCCAAUAUCGGCGGGCCCGCGGGCCCCGGCCGUCCACGCAAUCGCCUCCCCGCGAUUCCUCGCGAGCUCACCUACCGGGCCGCACGUCCCGUGGUCCCCGAUGUACUUCAGCGACCUGAGCUCGGUGCGGCAGCCUUCGUCGGGCGAACGCUCCUUCCCGACGCCCCCCGGAUACCUCCAGCUCCGUUCGAUGCACCAGCGUUACAGUCAGGAACUCCCUUCCCUGAGGGCGAUCCACGCCGAAUCCCGACGCUUCAUCCCCGUCCAACCACUGGCGACUUCGUCCCCCCCCCAGACCGCUGGGAGGCCUAAGGCCCGGCUGCCCCCGCGACACGCGCGCCACGCGCGGAGCGCCCCCGAACUCGCAGCUUCGCCGGACCUCGAGACCUCGCCCGAGAGUCGCAGCAGCAGCAGCGGAUUCGGUAGCAAGAACACCUCGCAGCAGAACCAGAGCUCACGCUCUGGCAGCACCGUCGCCGAAUGGCGUCCGCCCCCUUAUCGACCCCCGCCGCCGCCCCUCAUAGGCCGAUGGCUCGAGCUCCAGGAGGGCGGAAAGCCGCCGCCCCACAAACCCCUCGACGCCGGCAGCGUCGACGGACACUACGAGUUCGAUCCUGUCUCCUGCACCCCCACGCCCACCUCCGCCUCCACCCCCACCAGGGAAGAACGUGUACCUGUUCAUCACCCGCCGCCCAGGUACACUCGGGACAACAUCGAGGCCAGGGUCCAGGCCAUGAAGGCUGAAUUCCAUCAGUUCAGACAGCGGCAGGCUCGCAGAAGACAGAGUGCGCAUCUUGAGAGCGCGUGCUAGUG
Messenger RNA from Diprion similis, 4829 nucleotides. RefSeq names its product protein turtle-like. The transcript is spliced from 17 exons. The coding region runs from base 829 to 4827 and encodes 1332 amino acids. The record is from RefSeq and is a predicted model, not a curated record. Gene Ontology annotation, biological process: dendrite self-avoidance; axon guidance; homophilic cell-cell adhesion. Lineage: Eukaryota; Metazoa; Arthropoda; Insecta; Hymenoptera; Diprionidae. Gene Ontology annotation, cellular component: axon; plasma membrane. Gene Ontology annotation, molecular function: cell-cell adhesion mediator activity.